AUUAUAUAUAAUUAUAUGUAUAUUAUGUUUCGAGGGAAGGAACAAUGUUAACAAUAAUAUUACGUUUAUAAUAACAAUUUAGAUUUAUUUAAACAAUCUAUACAACAUAACAUGUCGUGAGUGAUCAAAGAACAUAAAAUUAUUAUAUUAAUUAUAUUGUAAUACAUUUCUUCUUUCUUCUAAAUUAUUAUAAAUCUGAUUGAUGAUUUAGAAUUUCUUUUUUUACGAUAUAAAUCUUUUAUUAAGAUAAAAUGUGGGCUGCUGAUGGGUCCUAUAGUGCAUUGGUACAAAUGGUGCAAGGUAUCUUAAAGUAUUCGGAUUUUGUUCAUAGAUCAUUGUACGAGUAGGAAUAACAGGUGAAUGAUAUAUAUUUUCUCUUGAUUUUUCUUUCAUAAUCACAGGAACGAGCACGUUUGUUUGUUCGGUACUAUCAAAAACAAAGUCAAAUGGUGCAGGCCAAAUUUGAAGUUCUUUCCUCUCCCCUUCGUGCAAUUUUUUCUCAGUUAAUCUUUCUGGAAGACCUAUUUUAGGAGUUAGGUCCUCGGCAUUCAAUUCCUUUUUUUGUGAUUUUUUCUCAUCGGUUGUACUCCUUGCGUCGAUGUUACUAGAAUGAUCUUCUUCUUUCGUGACUUUUUCGGAAUGGAAACGACGCGUUUUAGCUUCUUCAAGUUCGUCUGGUCCGUAAACAUAUCGAAUUGGUAAAAUGUAUGGCGAGUUUUUAACGAAAGCAAAUUCGUUAAAUGAUUUAUUUUUUAUCGGAAUGACAUUAUUACGAAUGUUACUUACCUUCUUAAUUUUCAAUUCGUUAGAAUUAGUCUUAUCUACGAAUGGAGUUGAUUCGCUAUUUUGAAUUGGAUCAUUUUUAUUCGAAGUUGAAUCAUUCUCGUAUUUCGGAUUUUCCGAUUCAUUUUUAAUAUCUUUUUCCGAUUGAUCAUUAUUUUCUAAAUUAUACUCUUCGUAUUUAUUUUCUAAUGGUAUAAUAGCAUAUUCCUCUCUGAGCUUUUUAUAUAGAUCUUCGUUAAUUUGCUUAUCAUUUUUAGAUUCGGGCCUUUCCUCGUACUUCUCUUCAGAUUCCUCGAUAAAAUCAGAAAUGUUUGGAGAAUCCUGAGGUAUAGUUUGUUGAUUCUUAACAUCGCCGUAAUAAUUAGCGAUCCUCUCGUCGACCAAAGCACGAUUGUCUACGAUUUCACCGUAACUAUCACGAAGCUGUUGGGGUGGUCUCUCUUUUUCAUAAUAAUCACUUAUCGGUAAUGGUUUAUCGUAAUUGACAUUGGUAUAAUUAUUAUCGUAGACUUUUGUGCCCGGUUCUUUUAAAUUUUCUUUUCGUUCGUCAUUUUUAUAAGAAUCAUCUUCGUCGUAAUCGUCAUAAUCUUCGAUAUUUUUUUGCUUUUCAUUCGUAGGACCUUCCCUUGGAUAGCCUGGAUAUUGUUCUUCGUAUGGUUCGCGUGAAUUUUCAGACUCUUCGUCUUCAUUAUUUCCAUGCGUUCCAUCUUCUUUAAUAUUCAAAGGAUACUCUCGUUCACGAUCAUCACCAUCAUCAUUUUCACGAUCCCUCGAUCCUUCCUUUUGUCCAGAAUGAUCCUCUUUCUGAUAAUCAUGAUAUCGUUCUCUCUCUCUUCCUAUUACUCUCUGUUUAGAAUCAUUCUCAUUGCGAUAAAUAUGAUUCCGUUCUUUCUCUCGUUCCUUUAAUUUCUCAGCACAUUCUUGCUGUUUACGUUCCAACUGAGUUAUUCUUUCCUCGUGCAACAUUUUCCAAUAAGGUUCGCCGAUAUAAAUGUUAUGUUGAAAUUUAUUUUCCGGUAUAGCUACAUCCUUCUCACUUUGUAUCUUUCUAUUUUCCACGUUAUAAUUUUCUAUAUUCUCAUUCUUUCUAUAAACAAUUUCUUGUUCCUUCCUACGCGGUAUGUUCGUAUUUUUAAUAGAAAAAUUAAUCUUCGUUGUUGGUGAUAUCGGAGGUGGAAGAUUAGGUGCGAUCGGUAAAGGGAUUUUGACCAAGUAUGGAGUUAACAAAGGUGGCCUAUAUUUCAAUGAUUCUCUUACAUCAAACGAUGACAUUGUACUGAAAGAUGAAGGGGUUGUCGAUGAAAGUAUAGGAAUCGAUGAUGAUGUUGAUGACGAUGAUGCAGGAGGAUUUGUUGUUUGACUACCGUGAAAUAUUCUUUCGUAUUGUUGCAAAUGUCCAACCACGUCGGAUCUAUUACCAAAAUUGACAACACCGGUAAAUCUGAUAGUUUCUUUUUGUCUGGGUUGUGCCGUUGUUGUCGAAAUUGGCAUUGCUGCUUGAGUGGAAGAACGUAAGACAACUUGAUUAGGCAAAUUUAAAGGUAGCAUUAUCGGCGGCAUAAAAGAACUUUGAUUGUUCCCAGAUGCACCGGGAUUAUUGUCAGAUUUAACUGGAUUUGGAAGUGUGGCCAAUUGUAUUGGAGUUGGAGUGUAUCCAAAGAUCUGAGCUAAGCCUGACAAAAUUAAACCCAAUGCACGUUUGUCCCGAUAUUUUUCCACUUUAGUCAGAUUUUCCUUGUUAUUUUCAAUGCUUCUCGUAGGAGAGAUUUUUUCUACUUCGGCCGAAUAGCUCCUGCAUUCGACGCCAUUUAUAUCUAUGAAAUAGAAUAAGUAGAGUAUACACAGUGUUCCGUUGAGUUUCAUCGUCGAAGAGACACUUUUCUUUUACUUUUUUUCAAAAUAAUGUUUAACUUCACACAUUGAACGACAUGGCAGUACACUUUAACGUUUAUAAUAUAUAUCUUUCUGGGAUAAUUUCACUCACUUCGAAUGAUGUUUCACGAACGAUAUAAAAAAGAAACAAAUAAUGCACGGAUUUUUCAUAAAGAAUUAUCAAACAUUUAAAUGUUCGAACGACAACAAGCCAACGAAGAGACUUAAUUUGACAACAAUUCUUUUCGAAUAUUAGAAAUGUAAUGUUCACGAGUCGACGUCAGUCUUAGAACUGAGGAAUGGUAUAUGAUUAGAGAGAACAAAAUUUUGCAUAAUAUCGGAAAGAAAUGUCGAGAGAGUUUCUCUUCAAUUACACGCAUCCACUUGUUGAUUUGCAACAACUGAAGCGGCACGAUGUACUUACUACGUCCAAAGGGAAACUUUUAAGACUGACGAACUAGCUAUAUCGACUUUUCUUGAAUAGCAUAAAAUGUUAUAUAUCACGGUUGGCUUAACAAAAGAACUUUUUCUUAAUUUCGUAGUCCCACUCAUAAAAUCUAUCUGUGCGAAACUUAUAUUCUAUAAUAAUUUUUUGGUUGUUAAGAAAGAACGUUCUCGAGAAGGAAACUUUCCCCUCCUCGUGCUCUCUCUUUCUCUAAACUCUAAGUUCAAUUUUAAUCUAUAUAUUUAUUUAUAAAUUCAAUAAUGUUUUCUAUUGAUCAUAGAUUCAAACGACGAAUAGGAAAAAUAGGAAAAGAUAUUUAAUUUCACUUGGUUUUUCAUCGUAAUCGAGCGAAAGUCGAUUUAUUUAUUAUCAUUUAUUGGAAAUUAUAGAAAAACGUGAGAGAAAAACUCCGAAGAAAGUAAUUAAAUUUUUUUUCUAGAUUGAAUCGAAAGGAACGACCCCGAUGACGACGAUUGUGGAUGGAUAUUUCUGUUCUUACAUUCUGGAAUUACAUCAUUUUGCUUCGGUAAUAAUGGAAGGAAAAAAGAAAGGAAAAAAAAAAAAAAGGAAGAGACAUUCACGAUGUUUUGCGAAAGUUUGACAUAAAUGACGUUCAACGAUUCGAAACGUACGAAUUGCCAUGCCCUGGUCUUUUUCUCGAUUAUGAAUGUCUGCUUGAAGAACGAAUUACGUUCAAUCGGAUACCUUCCGAAUCGACUUUCGUAAGCACUGCAGCUAUUUAACUUAUUCUCCUAGCUGGAGAAAGUUUGCGCCACUGGCUGUGUGCCCGCCUGUGUGGAUAUCAGUUUCCUAAUCCGGUGCUACAAAACCUCCCGGAAUCAAAGAAGGAAAGAGAAGAAAAAAAAACUAGCUCUCUAUAUUCUGAUAAAACAGAAACUCCGAUAGAACUUGUAAGAAAAAAAAAAAAAAAAAAAAAAAAUAAUAAUAAAAACAAAUAAAUAAAUAAAUUUAUUCGAGGAUUACUAUCAAAGUUUAUUCGUUUUACGUUCGAUCGAAUCAAAUUUAAUUUGAUUCGAUUUAAUAUUAUUUUUAAUAAACAAAUGCGAAUAUUUUGCUUCUGUCAGGUUAUAUUUAUAAUAUUAUUAUUAUUCUAUCGACAAAUAUGGAUUUUUAUGUUUGAAACAACAUACCGAUAUAUAUACGUAGACGAAUUGAAUUCCGCGUUCAAGUCUCUACCUUUAAAUCAAAUCUUUAAAUGAUCAGUCUUUGAUACAGGUGAUUACGUGGUUCAAUACUAUUCUCUAGAUAGGACCAGUUUCACGAUCUUGUUAGCCACAUUAGAUGAAUGUAAAUACACACAGAUCUUAGAAUUUACCGUAUCCUGAUGGAACGAGUUACAUGACAACAACUUGGUAUAAAAGAAGUGUCAACUUUCCGUAUUCACGUUAGUUGAACGGUACACGUAUCUUAAUAUGAAGCUAUUGUUGCUUCUUGGAUUGAUCAUUCUGGUCUUUGGCCAGGAAACAAUUGUCUCUACGAGAUCUAACGACAAUAAGGAGAUAGAACAGCAAGCAACAACGAUACUCCAAGUACAACCAAACAGUCAAGAAGGCGAAGCCAACAGAAAAUUAACAAAGAGAAGCUUUGGUUGGGGUCCUUGGGGAUACGGAGGUGGUUAUGGUGGUUAUGGUUGGCCUUGGUAUGGUGGAUGGGGUGGUGGAUGGUAUGGUGGUUGGUAUCCUGGCUGGCCUUGGUGGUACGGUGGUUAUGGAGGUUGGUAUGGUCAUGGUGGAUGGUACAAAAAAUGGUAAUCUAUGAAACAUGAGCAGAUUAUCAUUAAAAAAAUACAUGCGCGUCAUCAUAUUCUCUAUAAUGAUGUCUAACUAUCCAAGAGAAGUUUAAUUCGUAAUCGUGUUUACAUCUUUAAUGAAAGGAAAGUAAUUAAAAGAUCAAGUUGAUUAAAAAUAAGUGAAAAUGACGAUUCUCUAGUUAAAUUUUAACAUGUAAAGUUAACUAGUGAAUAAGUUCAAUAUCAUUGUUUACGCAUCAUCAUGUUUAUAUAUAUACAUAUAUAUAUACAUACAUAUAUAUGUCAAUUAAUUCAUUUAUAUGUCGCAUGCUGACUAAAUAAAUAAAAUAUGGAUUCAUAGAAACAAUCGAUAUAAUUGAGAACUUUUUUAUACAUACCUUCAAUCGUUUCCUCAAGUAAGUUAUCAGUAUUUCCUCGCAUAUCGUUAAGUUUUUAUCAGUGUCCUAUAAAAAUAUAUAUAAAAUAAUCUUUAUAUAUUUACUUAUUUAUUUUUUAACUUAAUUGCACUAAAUUCUAUUUUACAAUUAUAUUAAAUAUUAACCUUUAACAUAUUCGUAAGCUCCUGAAUUUUUUGUAGUUUAGCUUGUUGCUCUUCAAAAAUUGACCGAUCAUUGCGCCCAUGAUUGACAUCUGUUGAAAACAUAGCAACAAAAGAAUAUUUUAUUAUAUUUUUUACACCUUCAAUAAACAUACGCAGAAUUUGUCUACGCAGUAGUUUACUGCAUGCUUUGACAGACAGCAGUGGUUAGAUAUUACUACGUUGCUUAGAAACCAAAAGGCAAACAAACAUUUAUUUAUAUCGUAUACUUAACAUAAGGAUAAUAUCAAAAACAAAUAUUAUUAAUAAUCUUCUAAAAAUAUAUAUAUUAUUUAUCAAUCUAAUUAAACAUUAAAAAUAUACAAUUUUAAAUUAUUAAACAUAAAUAUGUAAGUAGGGGCUACUUCUUACACGUACGUAAAUUUAUUGCCUAUUAUCAGGGAUGACCUACUCAAAUUUAUUUAUACAUUUCGUCGCUAGGUGGUGCUCAAAGACUACGAUAAUCAAUUCUAUAAAGUUCUAUAUCUUUAAUAUUACGAUAUAAAUUCUCCUUUUAAAGAUCAGAUUUUUCAUUCAUUCGUCUAAAUUAAAUAAAUUAUUUAUUUUAUGUGUAACGAUUUGAUAUGAAAUUAUUAUUUGAUAUCAUAAAUCAAAGAAGAAAUUUGCGUAGUCGUCAGUAAGAGAGUUAAAAGCGCGCCAGAUUAUU
Messenger RNA from Vespa velutina, 6115 nucleotides. RefSeq names its product protein suex-1-like. The record is from RefSeq and is a predicted model, not a curated record. The transcript has 3 exons. Bases 4534 to 4872 code for a protein of 112 amino acids. Lineage: Eukaryota; Metazoa; Arthropoda; Insecta; Hymenoptera; Vespidae.